Ictidomys tridecemlineatus (thirteen-lined ground squirrel) is the source of this 2216-nucleotide messenger RNA. It is a transcript of the gene Cyb5r1, whose product is annotated as cytochrome b5 reductase 1. NCBI's taxonomy places the organism in Eukaryota, Metazoa, Chordata, Mammalia, Rodentia, Sciuridae. The record is from RefSeq and is a predicted model, not a curated record. Gene Ontology annotation, cellular component: mitochondrion. Gene Ontology annotation, molecular function: FAD binding; oxidoreductase activity.
CGCCUCCCGUGAACCACGCCUCCUGCCAAGCUCCUCCCCCGGGCCCGCCCCGCGGCGCAUUGUGGGACCUGUCUGCCUGCAGGGUGGUGGAGGACGCUGCGGUUGGCCAUGGGGAUCCAGACGAGCUCAGCCCUGCUGGCCUCGCUGGGGGUGGGGCUGCUUACUCUGCUCGGCCUGGCUGUGGGCACCUACUUGGUUCGAAGGUCCCGCCGGCCCCAGGUUACUCUCCUGGACCCCGAUGAGAAGUACCUGCUGCGACUGCUGGACAAGACGACCGUGAGCCACAACACCAAGAGGUUCCGCUUUGCCCUGCCCACCGCCCACCACAUUCUGGGGCUGCCUGUGGGCAAACAUGUCUACCUGUCUGCCCGAAUUGAUGGCAGCCUGGUCAUCAGGCCGUACACUCCUGUCACCAGUGAUGAGGACCAAGGCUACGUGGAUCUUGUCAUCAAGGUCUAUCUGAAGGGUGUGCACCCAAAAUUUCCUGAGGGCGGGAAGAUGUCUCAGUACCUGGACAGUCUGAAGAUUGGGGAUGUGGUGGAAUUCCGGGGGCCAAGUGGACUGCUCACUUACACUGGGAAAGGGAAUUUUAACAUUCAGCCCAAUAAGAAAUCGCCACCAGAACCCCGAAAGGCGAAGAAACUGGGAAUGAUUGCUGGAGGGACAGGUAUCACCCCAAUGCUACAGCUGAUCCGGGCUAUCCUGAAAGUACCUGAAGAUCCAACCCAGUGCUUUCUGCUUUUUGCCAACCAGACAGAAAAGGACAUAAUCCUGCGGGAAGACUUAGAGGAGCUGCAGGCCCGGUACCCCAAUCGCUUUAAACUCUGGUUCACUCUGGACCAUCCCCCCAAAGAUUGGGCCUACAGCAAGGGCUUUGUGACUGCUGACAUGAUCCAGGAGCACCUGCCUGCCCCAGGGGAUGAUGUACUGCUGCUGCUCUGUGGGCCACCCCCAAUGAUACAGCUGGCCUGCCAUCCCAACUUGGACAAAUUGGGCUAUUCACAAAAGAUGCGAUUCACCUACUGAUUCACCUACUGAGCACCUUCCCAGCUGCCCUGGUCCCAUGUCUGCAACUAUACCCAGUCAGUACUCAAACACUACAAGCCCUAGAUUUUUUUUCCAGAGAAUGUCAGCCCUUGGUAUCUUGCACUGGAACUACAAUGUAGAUGAUACCUGCAGGAACAACAUUCCUGUAGCCAUAGAAAAGGGCCAAGGCUGAGAUAUUCCCAUCAAGGCCCUCAGAUCUCCCUAGGUGAGGCCCCUGGAGCAGUCUCGUUCUUAGGGUUGAAAACAAGGAGGCAUGUACAUUUGUUCCAAGACUGGGCUGGUUCCUUGAUAGCAUCACAUUCUCACCUUCUUUGUGUCUGUGAUGAAAGGAACAGACUAUGCAGAGGGUUUUGCUUAGUCUUCAGUACUUAAACCAUGGGCAAAUUUUGCUUAUGUGAUUGCAAGUUGAUUUACAAAGGCAGUCUUCUAGAGACAGGGAAAGGAAGAAAUGGUUUCCUAAAAACUUCAGACUAAGAAGGACUGUGAAAUAUGUUUUUGUGUUUGUCUCUCUCGGCCUCUGCCCAGGCUAGAGAGAAAUGGCUAUCUAUAAUCUAAGAUUGCUACUUACACAGGAACCUCUGGCUCUUAAAAUAAAUAGGCUUGAGGCCCCAGUGUGAUAUAUGAGGGGUUGUUGUGUUUCGGGUCCUUGUUUCAAAAUGCCUACAGAUCUUGGGAGAAAAGUCUUCCCAGCACAAAAUCUCCUGGGUUUUCCAAAGAGCCUUUGAGCAGUUGUACUGUGUGCUGAAAUGUGAGCUGCCACCAGACUCCGUGGUCAUCUCAGCAGCUGUUUCUGCAGAGCCAGAGCUCAACUCUUCCCUGGAGGCUUCUGAGGUGGGGGAAGGAGAACACAUGCUAGAGAGACGUUUUGGGAGCACAGGUACCCCUCCCAAUGGUCCUUUGAUUUGGCCAUUCUUCCCCUCUUCCUUCGCUUAGCCUUUCUCUCACCAUAUUUAUUCUUCAGGUUAUUUGGCACACAAAUCAAAGGAUUGCCUUUCCAUUUGGAAGGGAAGCUGUCUUUAAAAAGUAACCUGACAUCACCAGCCCCAAACAGACUUGGUAUCUGAACAAAGUUGGCCUCCCCCAGUACUAUCUGUCCCAAGCAUCCUUCCCUGCUAUGAGAGCAUACCCCAAUCCACUCCCUUCUCCCAAGAUAAAACUGGGGAAGCCUC